GCUGAAUUGAAAAGGAGAGUUCCAAACUCCGACCCAAGAUAGCGACUCGCCGUUUCCUCAGACUCCAAAUAACGAGUGAUCGACAAUGAAUAGUUCUAAAGACAGCGGCGGAGGUAACAAGCGAAGUUUACCUUCCUGGAUGAAUUCAGACGACAAUAACGUUGCCGCCUGUAGAAACGCUCGGAAGAACCCUAAAACCGGCGGUAGAAAUCAGGAAGAAACCCGGGACAAAGAAGACGUUGGAAGCCCUUCCAACCGAGACCUACCCACCAAAGGAUCCGCCGGACCCAGUUCAAGUACGCCAGCAUUCUCCAAGCUUUUGGUAGGAACAUUGUUCUCAAAACUUGAUCCUUCAUCUUCUUAUUUUUACUGCCCAUAAUCUGGGCAAAUUGAACAAAGUCGUAUUUUUGUUCUCUUGUUAAUCUGUCGCGGUAGGAAGGGGUUGUGUUCGUGUUGUCCGGGUUUGUUAAUCCAGAGCGCGCUACAUUACGGUCCAAUGCUCUGGACAUGGGAGCCGAGUAUCGACCUGAUUGGGGCUCAGAUUGCACGCUUUUGGUCUGUGCUUAUUCGAAUACUCCCAAGUUUCGACAAGUUGAGGCCGAUUGUGGGACGAUUGUCAGGAAGGAGUGGAUAUUAGAGUGUUACAGCCAGAAGAGGCUGGUCGAAAUCGAUAGUUACCUCAUGCAUCCAGGGAAGCCAUGGCGAAAGGGUCGGGAUUCUGAUGAAAGGAUAAACAAUGGAAAGGAAUCUCCGUCCAGAAAACGUGCAAAAGAAUCUGAAACUCUAUCACACUCAGGGCCAAUUGCCUCAGGAAAAUCAAAUACUAAGGCUCCUAAGACUACUAAGAAGCAGUUUUCUGGCCCUGAAGUGAAGAACUGGGCAAUUGACGAUCUGAACAAAACCAUCUCAUGGCUAGAGACUCAAGAUGAAAAACCUGAGCCAAGCGAGAUCAGACAAAUAGCUGCAGAAGGGGUCAUAAUUUGCUUACAAGAUGCUAUUGAUUCCCUCAAGGAAGAUCAGGUAUAUAUGGUUACCACACAAUUGUUCCCUAUAAUCACCUUACUCAGAUUCAAAUAUACAUCCUUCAACAAAAUUGCUUUGGCUUAGGAUGUCCGCAAGAUUGCAAAUCAGUGGAAUGUCGUGCCGCGGGCACUUGAGGAGCUGUUAAAGCUUUUAGGUAAUACAAAUGGUUCAGCCGCUUACCCAAAGGAAGACAUUUGCAGACAAGCUAAAGAAUUUAAAGAAGCUUAUGAGGCAGCUUUCAGUAGUUUAGAUGAUGAUUCAAAGACGAAUAACAAAGGGGUGAAGAACAGUACAGGCCACCACAACCAUAACGAGAGAUCUAGUCCCGGCUAUGACAGCGAUGACACUAUCGAGAUGACUGAAGAAGAAGUUGACCUUGCCUAUAGUUCUGUUGCCUCUCAACUCUCUUAAGUAGAUGGUCAGACUUGGAGAUGGACUGGAGAGUGGAGAUUGAUGUUUUAUGCACUCCGUCUCUUUAAAGGGUACCUGUGAGGUUUGAGGAAAAGGCUUUAGGGAUGUGAAAAGAGGCAGAGAUUAAGGUUCUGGGACUAGUGAAAAGAGGGCACUGACGUAACUUGUAGUUUUUUUGUGUUUUGCCUUCAAAUUGCUGUAAAAUUGAUAAAUGAACGUCAAAGCCUCAUCUUUGCUGUUCGUACUUGUAAAUGUUCAGUCAGGGAUCAAGCCAAAUGUUCC
Messenger RNA from Linum tenue, 1716 nucleotides. The record is from the annotation of a GenBank genome assembly. Lineage: Eukaryota; Viridiplantae; Streptophyta; Magnoliopsida; Malpighiales; Linaceae.